GUCGUGGCUGUCCCAUGCACCACUUCACGCUCAAUUGCUCCCCUCUCUUCUGCGAGGCUGCAAGGGUUUACUUACAACAACUACCUAACAUUAUUGCCGUGGCGAACCAUGUUCAAGAAGGCUGCAGCAAAAAUCGCCCAUAAUUCGACGAUACCAGCGCUCGCGGGUAAUAGCUAUCUGAGGCAGUUCCAGGAUCUCAUCAACGCAGAAAAGGUUGUUCUGGUCUCAAUCCAGAGACUGGGCGUUGACUUAACUGAGGCUGCGGAGUCGCUCAGGGCGUGGGGGGUUGGUGAAGGUGAUGACCUCGUAGACAUACUCAGUGCAUCCACGACCCUCCUUGUUAACUUUGCUGCGGCGCUGAGCGCGUACGCCAGUACACAUCAUGGCUUCCGAGAUACCAUGAAGUCUGUACGGACGCGCGAGGAGGCACUGGAUGACCUACGGCGCCGACGACGGCGUGUUGGAACCUCUGCAGACGGUGCCGAGAAGAAGCUCGGCAAGAUGAGCCCCGAGCACAAGGACCUCACAGCGCAGACUGACGCGCUUAAUCGACUGCGUGAAGAGAUGCGCGCAAUGGACGGUGAAAUUGUUCGCGAGGAAGCUGAGUUGGGCGAUUUCAAGAGAAAAUGUGCGAAGAGCUGGAUGCAGGCCAAGUUCGGAGGUCUUGCAGAGUGUUGUGAGAAGGGUGUAAUUGUUGGGGACAUAGGCAAAGCUAUCAUUGCAGAAAUUCCCGAAGACGUGACACAACCAGGACUUCCUCGAACGUAUUAUAGCGCCCACCAACGUGUCGGCGCCCUUGUAUCUGAGGCACAGCGUGGUAUUGCGCAAGUGGCCUUUACGGCUAUCCCAUCUGGCCGCGUCAGCCAAGGAGAGUAUCAACAUACAUCCUCAACCCAGGCCUCGCCACAGAUGCAAGUACAACAGUCGUUGUUGGGAGGUUCUCCCUAUUUACCUGCUCCGCGGGUAGGAAGCGGACUCCAGAUGGGUGGCUUUGGGAGCGAGUCUUUGUCUCCUCCAAAUCCAAACCAGCGCACAGCAUCUGCGGACGAACUUGGCGUCUCCACACCGACCUCGACACAUGCAAGUCAUUUUGCCUCCUUUCCUGCAAGGGGCCCAAGCUUAGGCGUCCUAUCACAUGACGGACCGGCUCCAUCAAGCCCUCCUAUCUCCUACUCGCGGCAAGCAGAUACUAUGGCUUAUAGUCCCUCAGCCCUUCCCGCGCACGAUACCUCGAGCUCUUUGACCAGCUCUAUCGCCGACGCCCUCGCUCGCAGCGAUUCCAAAUCAUUCAGCCCGAAUAUGUCAUCAGUUGAUGAUCCUGCGCCAAAGUACGAGCCGUUCGUGCCCGGGUCAGGUGCUCGAUAUACUGGUAUUGGAGACACGCGCAGAAGCAAGAGUCCAAGUUUGCCGCCAGGAGCGGCUCCUGCUGCAAUUCAAGCAUGGGACGGCGGUAUGGCCGCUGGAAUAGAAGAACACCAGAUUGUAAGCGAAAGCAACGACUACGCGAUGAGUGUCAUGAGUGCAAAUGAACAGGCGAUGAGCAUCGCUGGGCUGAGCGAUAGGCAGAUGUCACAGGAAUCGGUGGGUGGCAUGCCGUAUGAUCGUGACGAGGAGCCCGAAGAUUCCAAAUCAAAUGAAAUAGUACUACAAAGGGCGGACAGAAGAAUGACGUUUGGGACAGAGGAAGAUGAAGCAGAGGCAGAAGGUAGCAGGCCUUUGCCCGAGAGGAUGGAAAGCCAGAGACGUAUCCCGCGUGUGGCUCCACCCGCUGUAGACACUGAGGUACCAACUCCGCCAGAGCGUACCGGGAUCGUGUCUCCGCUCUUACAGCACCCUAGCUCACCUCUGCAGAUACAAACGAAAGGGCAUGCAGAAGAUGGAGACGGAGACGACGAGCACGCACGUAAUGCAGCCGCUGCACGCGAGGUCUCUCGUGAAUUGGAUGCGCUAGCGUUCAGCACACCUGCACCAGUGACCUACUCUACUCAUCCGACUCAAUCCCGAGCCCCACCACAAGGCUCUUACUUGUCAGGGCAGGGUUACCCACCUCAACUACACCAAGAGCUGCAAACCCAUAUCACUCAACAAGUGCCUUCUCAACCGCCCUCGCCUCUUGCACCACCUAAUGCACCGUUCGCUCACCGUUCCGUUUCUCCUCACCCCCAGUUUAACGUAGACUCGGGCGAAUCACGUCCUCUACCGAACAUAGUUGCUUCGAGGAGUAGCUCGCCUCGUCCCACAUCACCUAGACUCCCGCCAUCUUCUCUGUCCUCUGUGCAAUCAUCUGCUUCCACCCCCUACAGGUCACAACCUGAAUACCCACGCCCGCCUCCGCCGUUCUCGUCCCCCCUCAUGGCGAAGUCUACGUCUUCACUAACCUCGGGUGUCCCCGGUGGUCCACCGCGAAUGAUCUCAGCUGCUGCGUUCCGCAGGCCCGGUCGAGCUGGCAGUGAGUCUGGAUCGACGUUGACUUCGGCAGGAUACACUGGGCCAGCAGACACCUCACCUCUAUCCCUCCGUCGCCCACCUGCGUCGCCUGCAUCUUCGAUGUCACGGCAGUCGGGAGCAAUGCGGAGGCUGUCUGUAGUCAACCCAGACCCAGUCCAACCCGAUGAAGAAGAGUUCGAUUACAUAUCAGCAUACACGGGGGGAGACGAGUCAGGGGGUGCGCAGGCGCGGCACAGUGGGGGAUAUGGACAGGGGAGGUAUGUUAGUGACCUUGAAUCUCGAUGAUGACGAAGAUAUCUAUGUUAAAACUUGGGACUGUAUUGCUUUCUUUGCAUGGAAGGGACUUAUUGACACUGUUUAGUAUGUAUGUGCUUUUUCAUUCGUAUUUGUCUUACUGUCAUAUUAAUUCUUCUGUAGUUUGAUUUGCAAUGAAAUCUGUUGUGAUGGGUGA
Messenger RNA from Suillus clintonianus, 2899 nucleotides. RefSeq lists its product as uncharacterized. Bases 109 to 2733 code for a protein of 874 amino acids. Gene Ontology annotation, cellular component: plasma membrane; eisosome filament. Gene Ontology annotation, biological process: negative regulation of protein kinase activity; eisosome assembly; endocytosis. NCBI's taxonomy places the organism in Eukaryota, Fungi, Basidiomycota, Agaricomycetes, Boletales, Suillaceae. The record is from RefSeq and is a predicted model, not a curated record. The transcript is spliced from 6 exons. Gene Ontology annotation, molecular function: lipid binding.